CCUCCAUUCAGCUCUUACUCUUAGCCACUGAGACCUCUCCAGCACUCUGCACAUCCCUUCAGCACUUCUACACUCUCACAGACCUCUCCAGCUGACAAACUUUUUUGCUAACAGACAGAAGACAGCAGAAAGUAUUUUUUUUAAUUUAAAAAAGGGAUUAUUCUUUGUGGUUUGCUUAGUUUAUUUUAAUACCACCAAAAAGGGAAAACUACAUUUUAAGACCAACUCUACCCAUCCAGGAUGUCCUUGCCUCUGCUGAGUGGAAUUCUGGUGCUCUUCUUUGGAAUGCUGGCAAGGAGCUCACCCACCCCUGACUCCCUGGACGGGCACACAUCUGUCACCGACUGCCCCUCUUGUGCCCUCUCCAGAAUGCAAAAGGAUAUGCCGGCCACUUCCCAGCAGGCAGACAUGGUGGAGGCAGUCAAGCAGCACAUCUUGACCAUGCUGCACUUGAAACAGAGACCCAACAUCACCCAACCCGUGCCCAGGGCAGCCCUCCUGAAUGCCCUCAAAAAGCUGCAUGUGGGCAGAGUUGGGGAGGAUGGCAAUGUAGAGAUUGAGGAUGACAGCCACAGCCGGACAGAGAUGAAUGAGUUGGCUGAGCAAAUGUCUGAAAUCAUUACUUUUGCUGAGGCAGGUGCCUCGCCAGGCUUGGUGCACUUUCAGAUCUCCAAGGAGGGCAGCGACCUUUCACUCAUAGAGCAGGCCAAUGUCUGGCUCUUUCUCAAGCUCUCCAAGACCAACAGGAGCCGUGCCAAAGUGACCAUACGGCUGUACCAGAAAAAGCAAGGCACGGCAAAAGGGGAAGAAGAGCUGGUCGUCUCAGAGAAAGCUGUGGACACGCGGAGGAGUGGCUGGCACACCCUGCCAGUCUCCAGCAGCGUCCAGGCUCUGCUGGAAAAGGGACACAACUCCCUGGAUCUGCGGAUAGCCUGUGAGCAGUGUCAGGAGGCUGGCGCCACCCCUAUCCUCGUAGAAAAGGAUGAGCGGGAGCAGUCCCACCGGCCCUUCCUCAUGCUGGUGAUACGACAGUCUGAUGAGCAGCCCCACCGGCGGCGGAAAAGGGGCCUGGAAUGCGACGGAAAGAUCAGCAUCUGCUGCAAGAAACAGUUUCAAGUCAGCUUCAAGGACAUCGGCUGGAACGACUGGAUUAUAGCCCCCACGAGCUACCACGCCAACUAUUGUGAAGGGGACUGCCCAAGCCACAUAGCGGGGUCCUCUGGCACCUCUCUCUCCUUUCACUCGACUGUCAUCAACCAUUACAGGAUGCGGGGUAUCAGCCCCUUUAACAACAUCAAGUCCUGCUGCGUGCCCACUAAACUACGGGCCAUGUCCAUGUUGUACUACGACGACGGGCAGAACAUUAUUAAAAAGGACAUGCAGAACAUGAUAGUGGAGGAAUGCGGCUGCUCUUAAAGCCAAGCAGACUGCCCUGAACAUGUAAAGGACAUGGUAGUUGGGGGAAAGGCAUUCCUCCCUUGCCUCCAACAGACCCACAAACCUUGACAGACACAGCAUGGAGUUAAAUUCAUAGUGUGCUGGUUACCAGUCACUUGGACCAGCCUGUGGCACUUUCAGUUAAAAAAAAGUAAAAAAAAAAAAAAAAAAAAAUAAAUAAAUAAAUAAAUAUAAUAUAUUUUUGUUACAAACAAGAGGAAGAGGGAGAGGGAGAGAGAGAGAGAGAGAGAGAGAGAGAGAGAGAGAGAGAGAGAGAGAGGAGAAAAUAUUUAUGUUGCAGCAUUCAUGGUCCGCACUGCACUGCAAUAAAAAUUUACGUUUUGAUAAGGUGCCUACAUUUUCAAAACUAUGCAACCUGUCGACGUUUUUUGAACUGUUUACCUUUUCAAAAAGAGGAAGACUUUUUUUUGAUGUAAAUGUUUUCAUGUUUAUGCUUUGUUGAGAGAUACUUGAAAGAAACAUGUUUGACCAGCUGCUGGAGCCAAACACUUCUCUAUAUAAUUAUUUUUAUGAUAUAUAUUUUUUUGUUGUUGUUUGUAUUUUUAUAAACGUUCUGAACGUUUACGAUUUGCACUAUACCGACAUUUGAUCUGCCUAAUCGUUAUUUAACAGGUAUUAGAGAAGAGGGGAGCUGCACUUAAAUGUGAGCUAAAUUAACUUUUACAACACACACAAGAGGUUUGUUUUUAAAACAAAGACACCAAAGAUUUAGUGUGAGUGUUUCCAAUGUCCUGUGUGUGGUUGUUAUUUGGAUAAUUAUUCACAAAAUGUCUUGCUCAGUCAAGGGUUGGGAUUUAAGGGUUAAUGGUUUUACUUGCCAGCUCUAAGUAGUAUUAGCUUCGAGUCCCUUUUACAUAAGGUGACCAUAUGACCGUGUUCAGCCGGACAGUGGGAUAGUUCAGGCUUUUCAACUCGCAACCCAAUGCAUUCUGGUACGUUUUACCUGUCUCAGGUACCAUUCUUACUUUUAAGAGAAGCAGGACUACGCUUACCAGAAUGCAUUGGGCUGUGAGUUGAAAAGCUUGAACUAUCCCAAACUGUCCUGCUGAACACAGAGCCAUAUGGUCACCUUACUUUUACAUAUCAACACCAAGUGCUUUUUUUUUUUUUUUCUACAGAGGUAUUA
Molecule: messenger RNA, 2584 nt
Organism: Acipenser ruthenus (sterlet)
Lineage: Eukaryota; Metazoa; Chordata; Actinopteri; Acipenseriformes; Acipenseridae
Product: inhibin beta A chain-like
Exons: 2
Coding region: 241-1416 (391 amino acids)
Biological process (GO): SMAD protein signal transduction; BMP signaling pathway
Cellular component (GO): extracellular region
Molecular function (GO): cytokine activity; growth factor activity; hormone activity
Source: RefSeq, a predicted model, not a curated record